AUGGCAUCCGACGCGGCCGCCGUCGCGACCGAGGCCCCGUCCCCGGCCCACUCGGUAGUAGUGACCGCCCCUCUGGCCGGAACCUUCACUCCACAGCAACAACAGGAGACGGCCAGGCUGCUCAAACGUCCGCGCGAAGACACACCUCCAUCGCCGAAUUCGUUGGCGUCACACGACCUGAAUCCCCUCGGGUCGCCCACCAAAUCUGCGCGUCUAGCCCUCGCUGUGGGCCCCUUACCGACACCGUUGACCGGAGCUGCCGCCCUGGAGGACGAGCGCUACCAACGCGAAGCCGAGGACGCUGCCCCCAGCCCUCCGGCAGGCAGCGACCACCCGAGCCAUAGAGUCCUCGCAUCGCUUCUUUCAGGGGCCACGGAAGCCAUGAGCCGCCCGGCCGACACCCCGCAGUCCGUCCCGACCGCUAGCAUGGAGCCGGGAUCGCCCAGGCAGAACAACAACGCGCCCAUGAUGGCCGCGGAGGCUGCCGACCGCGCCGACGAGGAGGGGGGCGACGCCAGCCCGCAGAGCCCCAACGGUAUAUCCGGUGCACCCGUCACCACUAGCCCGACGCCCAUGGACAUGGACAACAAGACGGACAGUGGCCUGGGUCACCGGGUGGCCGGGCAGGAGGAGAGGUCGCAGCCGAACUCCCUAUCAUAUCCGGGCUCCCUGCAAGCGAGCGGACACCUGGCAGAGCCAUCCCCGCGUGGCAUGAGCUAUCCAAUGCCGGUACACGGGCAGACGUCGCCGACGUCGGCAUCCAAGAAGCACAAGUGCCCCUACUGCGACAUCGAGUUCACGCGCCACCACAACCUCAAGAGCCACCUGCUCACGCACAGCCAAGAGAAGCCGUACGUGUGCACCGAGUGUCCGCUGCGGUUCCGCCGCCUCCACGACCUCAAGAGGCACGGGAAGCUUCACACGGGCGAGAAGCCACACAUCUGCCCCAAGUGCGACCGCAAGUUUGCCCGCGGCGACGCUCUAGCGCGUCACACAAAGGGCGCCGGUGGCUGUGCAGGGCGUCGGUCCAGCAUGGGCAGCUUCGUCGACGGUGACGAUCUCGAGAACCACACGCUCGGAGACGGAGACGACUCCACCAUGUCGGGGCUGGCCUACGACACGGGCGACGACGAGCUCCGGCGCCAGAGCAUGCCCACGAGUGCCUCUAGCGGUCCACAAGGCGUGGGCGACGCCUACGGCGCGGCGCACUCGCGGACCUACCCCCCCGCCAUCCCGCGGUCGACAGGCAGCGGCAAUGGCGGUGGCCUGUAUCCUCCCAGCGUCAGCCAGCCGCAAGGAGCCGGGUCGUCGAGUGUGCCCAACAGCAUGACCAGCAGUCAAGCAGCCACCAACACGAGCGUCUCGUCUGCGCCCCUGUCCGGCGGCAACCCAGGAGGCAUGUACUCGCAGACCGGCAUGACCGAGAGCCCCAAGGCUCUGAGCCCCGGCAUACCGACAACAGGCCACCAAGACUCGAACCACCAGCGGUCACCCGGAAUCUCUCAGCACAUGCAUCAGCAGCAGCCGCAGCCGCAGCCGCAAAAGGGGGACCGGAGAGAGUCGACAUCUCUCCCCGGUGGUGGCGGGCAGUCGACGACGAAGUCGGCUUCCGGUCUGUCAAACCCAGGAGGGUUCACGGCUGCACCAGCAUUUGGCGGCGCCCCCGCGGGCGGUAACGCCUCGUCCGCCAGCAGUGACAGCCGCAACAUGUUCGCUCAGAGCGACCCGAGCGUGUGGGCGUACAUCCAGGCGCUGGAGGACAAGGUCAAGACAUUGUCUGACAAGGUGGAAUAUCUGGACCAAGAGGUUGCCACUCUCAGGGGUGGUCAGCAGCAGCGUGAUUCUGAGAUGCUUCAGAACUCGUAA
Geosmithia morbida is the source of this 1866-nucleotide messenger RNA. RefSeq names its product ZnF C2H2. Bases 1 to 1866 code for a protein of 621 amino acids. NCBI's taxonomy places the organism in Eukaryota, Fungi, Ascomycota, Sordariomycetes, Hypocreales, Bionectriaceae. The record is from RefSeq and is a predicted model, not a curated record. The transcript has a single exon. Gene Ontology annotation, cellular component: nucleus.